UUCAUGUGCGACUCUGCAAAAAUGUGAUUUAUUGUUGAAAACCAUCACAAAAACGCAUGUUUUUAAAGAGUUAAUGGUAUCAACACUGUAGUUUAAUCCACAACUUCCAUGCGAGCAUAAAUCAGAGUAAAUCUGACCAGUUUUUAUUUUCUGUCAUCAAAAAACAGCUUGUUCACCAUUUUUACUAUUCACAACAAUGGGUGGUUAAAUGACACAAAUCCUUCCUUGUAGUUCUGUCCUUUUUUCAUUCUCGAAAUGGAAAACAAAGACCAAACCCUUUUUUAAUGUUUGCUAAUCCGUUUAAAGGUAUUUAUUGUGUAUUCUUAGUUUGACUUUUUUGGUAUUAAUACCCCUUUUAUAACUGUGACGCCACACAGAGUGGAUCCAUAUGACUGGGGUUAUUUUGCAUUGUUUUGUUAACCAGCAGAGGCCUUUCUGACAUCAUCUUUAGCUCUUUUACUCUCUCUGCUCCUCACUUAAACAAAAGUGAGAGAGGGAGAAAGUGCCAAAACUAACAACUCAACAAACAGCAUUUGGCACAGCAGUCAUUAAAUCUCAGUUAUCUUGUCAAAACCGUGUCCGGAAUUGAAUUGGAUUGAUCGCCCAGCCCUACUUGGACACUGUGCAGCUGAACGCUGCUGCUCUGUUAUCGCUGAAACCUUCGCGCCGUUACCUUCGUGGCCACAUGUCUCAGAUGCCUCAUGCCGCUCUGGACCAGCAGCAGCCGGGCCAGUACAACCAGAUCUGCACGCAGAGCAGCAGCACCGCAUCAUGCCCGGCCUUCGAAGGCCCGGAACCCAGCUGUACCGGGCAGAGGAGCCGCAGCCCCCGCAGGAAGUGGCAGGUGUUCCCGGGGAGGAACCGGUUCUACUGCGACGGGAGGAUCAUGAUGGCAAGGCAGAGCGGCAUCUUCUACCUGACCCUGGUGCUGAUCCUGCUCACCUGUGGGCUCUUCUUCACCUUUGACUGCCCCUUCUUGGCGUCCAACCUGACCCCGGCCAUCCCGGCAGUAGGCGGCGUCCUCUUCGUCUUUGUGAUGGGGAUGCUCUUCAGGGCGAGCUUCACUGACCCUGGCGUUCUUCCUAGAGCGACACCAGACGAGGCUGCUGAUCUGGAACGACAAAUUGACACAGCGGGCUGCUCCAGACCACCGCCUCGCACCAGAGAGGUCCUGAUCAACGGGCAGACGGUCAAACUGAAAUACUGUUUCACCUGCAAGAUCUUCAGACCGCCGCGAGCAUCGCACUGCAGCCUGUGUGACAACUGUGUGGAGCGAUUCGACCACCACUGUCCCUGGGUGGGAAACUGCGUCGGACGGAGAAACUACCGCUUCUUCUACCUGUUCAUCCUGUCGCUCUCCUUCCUCACCAUCUUCAUCUUCGCCUUCGUCAUCACACAUGUCAUCCUCAGGUCAAACCGGACAGGUUUCCUGAGCGCACUCAAAGAUAGCCCGGCCAGCGUCCUGGAGGUGGUGGUGUGCUUCUUCUCUGUAUGGUCGAUCGUUGGUCUGUCGGGGUUUCAUACCUAUCUGAUCAGCUCCAACCAGACCACCAACGAGGACAUUAAAGGUUCAUGGUCCACAAAGCGAGGGAAGGACAACUACAACCCCUACAGCUACGGAAACAUAAUCACCAACUGCUGCGCCGCGCUGUGUGGACCACUGCCUCCGAGUUUGAUUGACAGGCGAGGUCUGAUCCAGUCCGACACGCCACAGACCGUCGCCCAGUCCAACGGGACCGCCACCAGCAGCAGCUACACCUCCACGCAGCUCCACAGUCACAUGUGCGAUCAGGAUCAGUGCAUCCAGAGCACAAAGUUUGUCCUGCAGGCUGCCGCCACCCCCCUUCUCCACAGCGAACCCGUGGUCUUGGCCCCUCUGCCGGGGAAGACCACCACCCUUGGAGGCCCCUGUGCCUACCUAGCCCCCUCCCAGCCCUCGCUGCCAUCCUGCGGAGGAGACGUCCUCGCCCUGAGGGACGCCGCCGCUGACACCCACUGCCACCACCACCUCCACCAUCAUCACCAUCACCACCACCACCACUUCGUCAGCCCAGAGGAGACGCCCUGCACCACGCCGCAGGGCGCCCUGCCCUGCCCCGCUCACCUGCACCUCCACCCACACCCACCAAUCCCCUCCCCCGCUGCGCUCUACGACCCAGCUAGUCAGGAUGCUCUGCAUGAGGACUCGGUCCGAGGGCUUGUCAAACUCAGCUCUGUCUGAACUCACAACAUAGCCGCCAAACACUGCAAAAACUUCGGUCUUACUAAGUUAUUUUGUUGAAUUUAUUGUCAAAAUAUCUAAUUACUAUGAGAUGCAUUUAUCCAACAAAUACUGAUUCAAGGGGGCGCUCAAAAACAAGGGGUAGGUUUCUACGAGAGGGGGCUCGCUGAUUGGUGGGUAAACAAACCAAAAUGUUAAGAAGAAAUCCAAAUUUUCUCUAGAGUACCUUGAUAUGUGCCAUCUUUAUCCAUAUCCCUAUGUUUCAUUUCACUUGCACACUUCAAUACAGAGCCUAUAAAAAAUACUCACUCCCUUGGAUGUUUUACCCUUUUAUU
Molecule: messenger RNA, 2556 nt
Organism: Cheilinus undulatus (humphead wrasse)
Lineage: Eukaryota; Metazoa; Chordata; Actinopteri; Labriformes; Labridae
Gene: zdhhc14
Product: zinc finger DHHC-type palmitoyltransferase 14
Exons: 9
Coding region: 686-2221 (511 amino acids)
Biological process (GO): peptidyl-L-cysteine S-palmitoylation; protein targeting to membrane
Cellular component (GO): endoplasmic reticulum; Golgi apparatus
Molecular function (GO): protein-cysteine S-palmitoyltransferase activity
Source: RefSeq, a predicted model, not a curated record